Molecule: messenger RNA, 957 nt
Organism: Setaria italica (foxtail millet)
Lineage: Eukaryota; Viridiplantae; Streptophyta; Magnoliopsida; Poales; Poaceae
Product: pectinesterase inhibitor 8
Exons: 1
Coding region: 197-760 (187 amino acids)
Molecular function (GO): enzyme inhibitor activity
Source: RefSeq, a predicted model, not a curated record
ACGCACACAGGCGUCGCGUGCCUCCAUUGAUUAGCUCACCUACCCACCACCAAGCAGCGGCAAGUGGUGACUGGUGAGUGCUCCGAUCCAGCGGCGGCGCAGAGCAGAAAGGCCAAGGGCCCCGCGAAGUAAACCACCCGCCACCAACAAAGGACACUUGCAGAGCGGGGAGCACGAGAGAACCAGCUAGCAAGCCAUGGGCACGGUCCGCCCGCUCCUCGCCGUUGCCGCCGCGCUCCUCUGCUGCUGCUACGGCGGUGCGGCGCCGGACACGGUGGCCGACUCGUGCGACGCGAUCCGCGACUUCGUGGACGCCGCCUUCUGCGCGUCGCGGCUGCGGUCGGUGCCGGGCGCCGCGGCGGCGGACCGGCACGGGCACCUGCUCAUGGCCGCGGACCUGGCGGCCGCGAGCGGGGCCUCGGCGCGGGACGCCGCGGCGGCGAUGGCGCGCGACGCCGAGGGGACCGGUGGCGGCGGCGGCGGCGGCGGCCCGGCCGCGCGGGACGCGCUGGAGGCGUGCGCGAUCCUGUACGGCUCUGCGUCGGUGCCGGCGCUGCGGCUCAUGCGCGGAUACGCGGCGGCGCGGAGCUGGGGCGCCGCGCGCGCGCUGCUGCCGCUCACGGGGCAGGCCGGGAUCGGGUGCGACGCCGCGCUCGCGGGAGCGGGCACCGCGGCGGCCGCGGCCAGGAUGGCCGGGGCGAACCGCGAGUUCGACCAGCUGUCCACCAUGGCCACCGCGCUGCUCAACAAGGUGAGCUAGGUACUGCGGUGACGCGGCGGCUGCUUCUUCCGGUGUGCUGGGCAACUGACGUGGCUAGAUUUGGAGGAACGGAUCAAUAAUGUACUCGACCACAAAUCCACUGGCAUUUUCUCUGAAAAAAAGACCACUGGCAUUUUCUCUGUUGUAUUGAGUAGUGUCAGUUUCUCAUUUCUAAGAUUUUGAAGAUUUCAGCUGGC